UGACUUGCGCAUGAAGAGCAAACAGAAAUGUCACCUGUGCUGUUGAGCUGUAGAUGGAUAUAUAGAAGAAAUAUUUAUUUGUUUCUAAGAUGAAACAGGAAUUACUACAGACAAAAACGAAGUGGAUGUGAUUAAUCAGACUUCAAUAUGAGGACUCAGUACUUAUCUCUAGGUUUUUUAUUCAUCACAAUAUGUACAUCUCACGCUCAAGGACUCAUAGAUAUUUGCAAAACAAACUACAUAACUUUGCCAUUUCCUCAAGAGCAAGGCAUUGUGGGAGUGACAAGUGGAACUGGGCCCACUGAAAAUGGUCCUUGUCUUUUACGCAUUAAAGGGUGCUCCAACUGCCACAUCUCAAUACAUACUAUUAAUAAAUGGUCCUUCACUUGCUCCACCUCGGCCCCCCACUCACUGAAAGAGUGUACACCAGACUGUUCCUACCUGUUUGUGUUCGACAGUUCCUAUCUGAAUGAUUCUGUUAAGUUUUAUGAACACAGUGGAUGGCCUGGUGGCCAGUUUAAGUCUGUUUCCAGUGCAGUAUUUGUGGGACUUUGUUCUCAACAAACCCCACCCAAUAUAUCCUUACAGUUCAAUGUUAAUGCCAAUAGUGAGAUUUUGUCAACCAGGACUGGAGACAUACGCUCUCCUAACUUUCCAAGUGGUUACAUCCAGAAUGGGGACCAGUAUACCUGGAUCAUUAGAAAUCCAGAAUAUUCCAGAAUCCUUGUGAUAUUUGAUGACUGGCAUAUAUCACCAUACAGUGAAGUGUUUUUUGACAAUAGCCUCAGAAGAUUGCCUGUGGAUGGUAGUUCGGAUCGCUCGGCAGUUCUGUCAAAGGGCCCAGAAAUGAAGAUCAUUUUUAACACAGGCCAUCAUCUGCUCGAGGACCAAAACAGAUAUCUAGGAUUCAGAUUUACUUACACUUUUUACAGAGAUGGAGAUUCUAUCACUGUCCCAAGAUCAAACUGUGGAAAGUAUGAUUUGCUUGGACAAGGAGGAAUUAUAGAUUUCCAGAUGAUAAACAGCAUUAAAGAUGUUGAAUAUGACUGUGUCUGGGUCAUAAAAAAACAGCCGGAUUUUGACAGGAUGUACAUGAAAAUUAUCAGCUUUCGUACUGACACACUGAUCAGUUAUGCUAAACAGGAAGUGGAGAUUCGAGAUGGAUUGACAUCUAUUAGCCAGCUUAAGGACAAAGUAUUUCCCAACAGGGCAUACCCAAGCUUUAAUGACACAUACAAGGGUUUCUACAUACGCUACAGAGGGACGCUUAGACCGAUGGACAACCUCAAAAUUGUGUAUGCCUCUUACAGAGAACGAGGACCCACUGACUGUGGCAGAAGGGGAAUGUUUUACUGUAACAAUGGCCGAUGUAUCCCUGGCGAGCUCGAGUGUGAUAGAUAUAACCAUUGUGGGGAUAAUUCUGAUGAACUCAACUCUAAAUGUCUAAGUGGAGGAUCCGGUUAUACUCGGAGCACUAACUACACGAUGACAGUCAGUGUCAUCGUUCCGCUCGUCAUCUCUGUUUUCCUCCUCGUCAUCUUGUGUGUUCUCUUCUUCCUUAUAAGACGAUGUCAUAUUGCACGAGCACGGGAGAUGGACAGAGAAUCAGGGAUACCCACGAUCAGUGGAGGAAUAAGUAAUAGAAGAGGUCGUAGAGGUAGACAGGCUCAGAGGCCUGUGGAUUUCCCUCCCACCUAUGAGGAGGCACUGGAAAGUCCCCCCUAUGAAGAACCUCCACUGGAAUAUGAAAAUGGGGUACUUAAACCACCCACAUACAAUGAGGCUGUAGGACAGACAGUGGAGGCCCCACAAGAAGAAUACAUUGAGGAGGACUACCCACCACCAGAAUUUAGCACUAUAGAACGUCAACAACCAAACUUUGAAGCCCAAACAUCAACCUCACCUCCUGCAGAGAGUGGUGAAAUUAGACCCGUUAAUCAUACAUACAGUAUGUCUUACAGCUCCGAAUCAUCCACAGACCUACCUCUGAACCGAUCUGUCCCAAAAGUUCAUAGUCCCUCUUACAGUGAGGUACCUAAUCGAGGGUCCAGAACCUCAAACAGGGAGAGGAGUGAGCAUGAGUAUACAGAAAGGGUCCCCAGCAGAUCAAAAGAUGGAAGGCAAAUUGAAGGAAGAAGCUUUCAUCCUCAAAGACAAAAAAGUGAUAAUGAUGUGAGAGAAAAUUCAGAGAGACAACCAUAUGAUCAUCAAUCAGACCAAAUACAGUAUAGAAAAGGAACAUCUUUGCACAUGCAAGGACUAGAGCCUGGGAGAAAGGGAGACAUAAGUUCCACUGCAAGAGGGAAUUUUUCAGGCAGUCCAUCAAGACAGAAACCUAACCAAUAUUUAGAUUCUUCCAAAAAUCAACCCAAUUUCAAGGAAGAGAAAUAUCACAAAAAUGAAGAUUUGAGGGAAAGAAAGCAAACAAAAUCGAAAGAGGAUCGGAAAAAUAGAGCAUCUGACAGCAGCUCCAAGGGUUUGCUUUUUAGUGAGGAUCACUUUACAGAUAGAGAGCAUAGGGGCAUACUAAAUCAAGGUUUUAAAGAUUCUGAUGAUCGAUCAAAAGAUUCACCACCCAGGACAAAUUCAGCCAGCCUUUCCAGUUUGCAUCCUAUAGAGAGAUGGACAGAGGACAGACGAGGAAUGGCUACCUCAUUACAGCAUCUACCCACUACACACUGUGUUGCCUCAAGGAGUAGCCUCACUCUGGGAAAUUCAGACCAUCCAACUGGAGGAUUGGCAAGUAGUCAAUCAAACACAAGGCAGGAAGAUGGAAUAAGCAAGCCACGCCCCCUGGAGAAGGACCGCCCCAUAUCCCUUUCUGUUGGAAAUCUACCCAUUCAUUCUCAUUUGAAUCCAGAGGAAACCAGGAAUCAAAGAUCACCAGAUAAUUCAUACAGAAGGUCACUUGGAGACCUGAACCAACGUCUGAACAAUCAAAUUAGCAGACGACAAACUCAAUCUCAUUCUGACUUGUCUAAUAUUCAGGAAGAAAGACACAUUUCUUUGGCCUGUGACAGUGAAGAUGUUUUUGUCUGAAUAUUUCACCUCAUAAAUCUACAUGUUAUACUUUGAUUUUGAAGCAUGUAUUACAACAGAUGUAUUUUAAAUUUAGUUCAUGUACUUGUACAUAUACAUGUAUAUAUCUAAGAACCUUCAGGUUUUGUAUUGAAUUUUCAAAUUAAUUAUGCUGGUGUUGUCAAAUCAGAUGAUUUUUAGUAACAGGUUACUUUUCCAACUGAGUAUUGGGUUUCUUGGAUGAUUUUUCAUUACAUUUCUGAACAUCCUUGCUGGCAAUAGAUAUUCAAUAGGACCAUAAGAAAUGUAACAUUUUUACAAUUUCUGUAUAUUUUAUAUUCGGAUAUAUAUAAAAAAAAGAUGCACUGAAUGUGAGCAUUAUUUACAAUUACAAACACACACUAUCUUCUAAAUAAAUUUGCUCUCAAAUGUCACUCCAACUAGGGCAUUUUUUUUGUUCAAGAAAAUACCCUGUAUUAGCUGACUUUGUUGCAUGUUUGUUUAUUCCAUUUCAAAUGUCUACACUUUGCAGGUUAAAAUUAACAUGUCUUCUUAAAUAUUUCCAUGUUUUUGUUGUUUGGGAUCUUGUUAAAUCAGAAGAAAAACUCUUAGAUUGAGACUAAUAAUGGUAAAUAAAAUCAAUGGCAUGUUAGUAAGAAUACUUUUAAAAAACAAAAUAUCAUUUCUUCUCUACUUAUUUACUCAGUAAAAUAUCUGUACAUCCAAGUAGCAGUUCUACUAACUGAUGGUAGCCUUUGACUGUUAACCAGUUACUUGUUGACAACACUAAAAUACAUAUAUAUAUUUAUAUUUAUAUGUAUACACAGGUAUUUCUAUUUGAAAUCCAUAUCAUAAUGUAUGAAAUAGUCAGAGAAACAAACAGAUGUGCUAUUAAUUUGAUGUUUUGUAUACUAUUUGUAUAGGUAUAUAUACAUGUAUGUACAUGUAUUAGAACAUGCAGAAUUAAUGUAAAUUCAUAAACAUUUGUUUCUGUGUAACUAAAUCAGGAAUAUAUUCUAGAUGCUUUACCCAAAUGUUGCAGUGUGUACACCUCUUCAUCAAUAAAGAAUAGUGCCAUGGCAUGUGUACAUUAAUUGUAUAAGAAAUAUUUUCAACAAACCAAAAAUAUCAUUAUUUAAUAGCAUUAUUUUUCAACCAUUAUGAAUUACAUUUUCCUAAAGUAUAUUUGUUUUAAAAUAGAAUUUUAUUGUUAUAGUGUAGAUUUGCUUGAUAUUCAUUUUGUUUUCAAUAUCUGUGCUGGACACAGACAUUUUUGAAGAGUUCAUGCCUGGUGCUUUAAUAAUAUUAUUACAUGUAUAUCGUGUGUUUUUAUGCUUGCAAGAUCAUAGAUCCUGGUCUGUCUGUUUGUCCAUCAAAAGAAAUAUAUACAAACAGAGACUUCAGAUUUGGUGAAUGACAUAGGUUAUCCCUGUUCACAAUCAAAACUUCAUUGUGACGGGUUCUGUAGGAAUUAGUUGCAUAUGAAGAAGUGUUGCAAAGUCUCUUUGCUGAAAUUAGUUGUUUAUACACUGUACUUUAUCUGUUUUAAAGGAAUGCAAUUUUCUAGGGGAAAUUUUUUUUUCAAAAAAGGGGGGGAUUAAUAUUUUGCUUGUUACUUAGAUAGUAUUGUGUACACUGAAGUUGAAAGUGAUUUACCUAUCACUUGUCAAUAUCAUGAAAGCUUUGACACGUUUUAGUUUAUUUAAUGUACAUAUGCAUUACUUACAUCAUGUCAAAAGAACCUGGAAGACACUUGCUAGCUUGCCUGAAACCAUGUGUAGCGGUCAGGCAGAUCUGAUCACGGAUGGUCAGGUUGUUCAGUUGAUUGAUUCAUGGGGCUUGGGUUCAAGUCCAGGUCUGGUCCAGCGACAGUUAAACAAUUGCAUUCCAUUCUCCCAGUAUGGUGUCAAGCUUUUCAAAAGAGCUCAAGAGCAAGAAUGUAAGGAAACGAACCUUUUUGACAUCAUUCGGUCUUAAUUUCUUAUGAAGAUUAUUUAAAGUCAGAGAUUGAAGUACAUGUACUUGUAUACACUACACAAAGCCACAUAUCUUGCUCCAGUACAUGUAUUACAAAGUAUUUAUACAGUCAUGUACAUCAUACAAAUAUUCUGUCCAUGUUUUUUUUUUUGUAUUUUGAAUAUUCAGCAGUUUAUUGAUAAAUGUUGUUGAUGUAUUAAGUACAUUCCAUUCCAUGUUGUGGCAUGUCGGUUUUUACCACUGCUUUUAUUUGAAUUAUUUAUCCAGAAGAUUUUCUAUUGAAAGGUAUGAUACAUAUCAAUUUUUUUUUCUUUCCCUUUUAAACAGAUAUUUUUAAUGAAUAUGGAAGGUUUGUAUUUUUUUUUUUAAAUGGAAGAAGUUAAUUAAAUAUA
Molecule: messenger RNA, 5387 nt
Organism: Saccostrea echinata
Lineage: Eukaryota; Metazoa; Mollusca; Bivalvia; Ostreida; Ostreidae
Exons: 14
Coding region: 148-3039 (963 amino acids)
Molecular function (GO): protein binding
Source: RefSeq, a predicted model, not a curated record